AUGAUAUCAUUUACCUUGGGUGCUCUCCCUGUCCUCAAGAGUCUGUUUAUUGAGGGUUGUAUAAAUCUAAAAUCGAUAUUAAUAGCAGAAGAUGUGUCGCAAAAGAGUCUCCCAUUUCUUAGAAGCAUCAAAGUAUGGGAUUGUAAUGAAUUGGAGUCAUUUCCCCCAGGUGGAUUGGCCACUCCAAACCUCAUUUAUUUUGCAGUGUGGAAGUGUGAGAAACUUCAUUCACUACCAGAAGCAAUGAACAGUCUAGCUGGCCUUCAAGAAUUGGAAAUUGAUAAUCUACCAAAUCUUCAAUCUUUUGUCAUAGAUGAGUUGCCUAACAAUUUACAGAAACUGUCUGUUGGCUCUGUUGGUGGGGUUAUGUGGAGUAAUGAGCCAACUUGGGAACAUCUCACUUGUCUCUCAAUGUUGCGAAUUAACGGUGAUGAUAUGCAUCUCACUUCUCUCCAAAACCUCGAGAUUAUUAACGCUCCCAAACUCGAGUCAUUGCCAAAGAAAGGAUUUCCUUCCUCUCUUUCAGCAUUAAGUGUGACUCGCUGUCCAUUACUUGAAGCAAGUUUGCGGAAAAAGCGGGGGAAAGAGUGGCGUAAGAUUGCUCACAUUCCCUCCAUAGUUAUUAAUAACGAAUUGAUCACACGAGUCUUGUUCGGCCUCAUUCACCAGAUAAUCGUGCUUUCGCAAGGGAGUGCAAGGAUGUGA
Molecule: messenger RNA, 705 nt
Organism: Vicia faba (fava bean)
Lineage: Eukaryota; Viridiplantae; Streptophyta; Magnoliopsida; Fabales; Fabaceae
Source: the annotation of a GenBank genome assembly